UGGACCGACGACGUCUGUGUCCGUAGCACCGGGAGGAGAGAGAGCGCGCGCGCGACCUUGGGGACGGUUGUCAUGGAUCUGACGCGGCUCGCUGUGGAUGCGGGUCAGUUCAUCAACCGAGCGAUACAGUACACAGGGGAGAGUAUCGGCCAGGCGGACAGGACAGAGUUGGGCCCGGGUGUGGAGGAGCUCCUGGCCCAGGCAGACGCCACCAAGACCUGCACGGACAAGAUCAUCUCCCAGACCGAGGUCUUACUGCAGCCGAGCCCCGGAGCGCGGUUAGAGGACCGGCUGUAUGAGCAUCUCGAAUGGAGCGCCCCGCCUCGUCCUCGUGCCCUUGAGGUUCUGGGAAAUGAAAUGACCCAGGCCGGGCUGGAGAUCGGGUCCAACACACCCUAUGGAACUGCACUGCUAAGGUGUGGAGAGGCUCAGAAGCAGCUUAGUGACGUGGAGAGAAAGUUCGUCCAAAGCACUAACAUCCACUUCCUCACCCCUCUGAGGAGUUUCACUGAGGGAGAAUACAGGACCAUACAAGAUGAGCGCAGGAUGUUGCUGAACAAGCGUUUGGAUUUGGACAUAGCCAAAACGAGACUGAGGAAAGCCCGUGAGGCCGAACGAGAGGACAGAAACCUAAAUGCAAACCCACUGGAUGAUGACUACAUGUCUCAGGUUUCCUACAUGUUCAGCUUCCUGCGGGUCAAAUGGCUAAAGAUAUGGGCACAGCAAAUCUCUCAGGCAGAGAUGGAGCUGAGAAUCUGUCAGAGUCUCUACGAUCGACAGUCAGAAAUUACGAGGCGGCUUCUGGAAGGAAUCGGCAACACUCACACCAACCACAUGCGAAGCCUGACGGACUUUGUGGAGGCUCAGGCCUGUUACUUUGACCAGUGCAACCAACAUGCUCAGGAGCUUCGGAAACAGCUGGCGAGCGUCCCUGCAGUCCUCUGCUCCAAUAACUGGAUGUCAGAAAUUAGUAAUCAGCCAUCGGCAAGCAACCACAUAUCCAAUGAGCCCACUGGGUUGAAUCAGGUCUCUCCGAUUCCCGCAGUCGUCCAUCAAAUUCCAGAUUUCGACCAGGACUCGUGGACUGCCGAUCCACCACCUGCCCCUGAAAAAAUAGCAACAAAUUCCUCUGUAACCACACAGCCACUGCAACCGACAAUUAACAACCAUAACAACAACAACAACAACAACAACAACGUCAGCAAAGAAAUCAGUUACCAGUCAGCGGGCAGCCGAGCUCGUCGUGAUGUCUUGGCGUCAAAUUCAGACAAUCACCCAACAGGUCAGCUCUCAGCAGCCAACGGGACGGUCGGCAGCACACACGUGACGUCCCACGGGUCGACUGCGGAGUCCUCAGCCACAAGCCAGACAGUGCAAUUAAGUGCAACGGCCGAGGAAACCGGCGGCGCAGGUGACGCAGCGACGACAACGUCCUCUCAUCCUUCACAACCGAUUGAAACUGGGAAAGAAUUUCACACAGCAAACGCGGUGUCUAGUAGUGAAACCAUGGCAACCAAUGCCACGGCCGAUGAGCCCAUAACGACCGACGAAACUGCUAAUGAGCAGCCGGCCGUUAAUGGAGAAGAUGUCCAGGAGUCAUCAUCAGCAGCCAGUGAGGAUGUGGCUCAGUAGAGACUAAUUUCUUGGGGGGGGGGGGGUGACGCCAGGCCAAAGCUUUUCAGCUGGGACAGACUUUAAUGGAGGUUCAGCUGAAUUAGACCAGUCACAGGCUGAGGAUACAGACUGUAUUAGAUUGGUACAGAUACACAAUCAGUAUAAGUGUGUGGUCAAAACUUUAAUUAAUCCCAUAGGUAAGACGAGGAGGCAAAGUGGUUGUCAAAGUGCUUAUUUUUCUAGUGCCACAAUCAUUUCAGCCUUUAGGAUUCUUCAUAUAUUAUUCAUGUUGUAUGAACACGAUGACUGUUGAGUAUCGGUCCUGUAUCUCGCGGUAGAAGACGCAGUGUUUCCCCUGACCGACUGUUGUGUCUGCAGCGUGCGACUCCAUCAAUACCUGUGACAUUCAAAUCUUUAUUUUUUAACAUUUUUGCAAAAUGAGAACUGACUUACUAACAAAGGCAAAACUAAUCGAGCUUUGUGCCAAGUACAGUGUAUGUGUGUAUAUUUGUCGGUGUGAAUACAUGUCUGUCUGUGACCCUGUCGCCAUGUACAGCUCACCCAAACCCUGUGACACCUUUAGAAAGGUGUGUGUGUGUGUGUGUGUGUGUGUGUGUGUGUGUGUGUGUGUGUGUGUGUGUGUGUGUGUGUGUGUGUGUGUGUGUGUGUGUGUGUGUGUGUGUGUGUGUGUGUGUGUGUGUGUGUGUGUGUGUGUGUGUUUUGAGGUCAUUUUCCAUAUGAAACGUGUCGUUUGUGUGUUGGAGAACCUAGCGAGGUGAUAAAAAACACCCGGCUGAACGGGAUCUUUAUGCUGUAGCAUGAUGCAAAAAAUAUUCCUUCUCGUUCCCACUCUGGGUGUUUCCCCCUGCACACGUUCAAAUCACUUACUCACUUGUACACCCCCCCCCCUCCUUUAAGCCCCCAUUAGGGUGAAAUGGGUAGAAGUUUCCAUGUCCAGAUGUUGUUAAUUUUCUCCGUGAGGGCAGCCCCCCGCUCUACUGUGGCGUGGAUCCACUCUGGGGACCCUGGAUGGAAAAAACACACGUUUAUAAUGUAGCAUUGGCCUCGUUGACGUAAUCACCAACUAACUCUAUGCUCAAUUUCGGCCUUUUGUCCCAAUCUGUAAAGAUGUGCGUGGGUUCCUGCAUGGCUUCGUCAUUGCCCAUUCUAGUCGCCGCGUGCCAGUUUUUAAGCCGCACGUACAUGUGCUCAUGAUCAGUCGCAUGUCGUUCGUUGAGCUGAUGUGGGUGCGAGUUUUGAAUUUAUUCAUCUGAAAAUGUGCAAAUAAAUAUGCCAACCAGUGAUGUCAUGUCCAUCCGAGUCAAGUGGGGGAUUCUGACUUUGUGCUCCAGUUGAGGUGUUUAAUGUUAUUUCCUUGUUCCCUUAUAUACUCCUCUCCUAUCAGCCAAACCUCUCGGCCUAGAUUUAUACGCACUCAAACUAUUUCCAUGUCAAAGACUUGAUCACGCUUUCCAGGCCAAGUAUGGUGAUAUAUCACAUCUCGCUGAUUGACACCGUCUUGACACAGCGUUAAACUUGUGGUGAAGCCUUUAUUGUGUUAACCACAUAACACGACAUAUUGAUGUCUGGUUAGUGUAUGAUACCUACCACAACCCCUUGGCCCAUGCACACACACACUGAAACACUACUCCGAGAAACACCCGCUCCUGUAUUCAGCCCUCGCCUCUCUCUCCAGUCCGAGGCUGUAAAGAGUGAUUAGAUCGGUAGAGCGCAGGUAAUGUGAUAUCGAUCUCAGCAAAGUCAGGAGGCCUGUCGUUCGAAUAACAUCAUAAACACUUAUAUCACACCACUAUAUCAGCUCUACAUUUUUACAGGGGCCCCACAGGAGGCACAGUCAGAGCUCAAAGACAGAUUGAGUUGUGUUUUGUUCCUGCAGCCUUUUCCUAUGACUCAGCCGAACCAGAAUAGAUUCUCCUGACGUCCGUCCCUAGCUGCUCAUCAGGGCCCUUUCCGCCUCACACUGAUAUUGCAAGUCCUCGUUACGUUUUCCAACCUAUUUAUAUAAUUUAGGGAAUCUUCUGUCAGCAGAUCCAGCAUCUAUCUCUCUCUCUCUGUCUCUCUCUCUCUCUCUCUCUCUCUCUCUCUCUCUCUCUCUCUCUCUCUCCCUCCCGACCGCAUGUGAUGUGAUGCAGGAAGGAAGGGGAAGCUGGAAUCAUGUUUUGCAGGCUGGUUGAGAUGAGUGAGUUAUGAAAGCAGUUAAAGGGAGCUGGGAUGCUUGAAAUUAUAUUUUUCUGCACCUGGGGAGGAAAUACAAAUAUUAUUUCAAUAGAUAGGUUCAGUAAAUAGUUUUAUAUUUUUAAAUUCAAUUUAGAUUUAACUUGUGCGUUAUCCAAACUGAGGUUGCAAAUCUCCUUUGCAAUGGAGGUUUGGCGAAGAGUCAAUACAAACAAUACUGAAUGCAGAUAUUCUAAGAAGAGCACACACAACAGUGGAGUCAUAACCGCUGAAGUUGUCUUGAAUUCAAAAUGUCAGUUGUUUACAAUCCUUUUGCAGACGGUUCCUCGUGGAGGCUAACCUUCUUAUAUCCAUAUAGCCACGGACUGGCAACAGGCGGUCUUGUGAUUUGUCAAAAAAUAAACUUUAAGAUGAAAAUGAUGGCGGAAUAGCUUUAUUAUGGCUUUACAAAUAGUCUACACAGCCAUGCGCUGGGAGCCUUGAUGCACUUCAUUAGUACAGUAAGGCAGUUUGUGGCUCCAUUGAAUAUUGUUAUAUAUCUAUUUUUCUCAUGAUGACCUUAUUGUGAGGCUGUAUGAUGUAUCAGCAUAUCUCCAACCUCUCCUUUGUUAGGGACGAAAGGGGAAACGCCCCGAGAACACCACACGGCUCUAAUAAAACUGGCCUGCGUUGGCUGACUUUGUAAGUGUUA
Messenger RNA from Scophthalmus maximus (turbot), 4501 nucleotides. RefSeq names its product endophilin-B1-like. The record is from RefSeq and is a predicted model, not a curated record. Gene Ontology annotation, molecular function: protein binding. Lineage: Eukaryota; Metazoa; Chordata; Actinopteri; Pleuronectiformes; Scophthalmidae. The transcript is spliced from 10 exons. The coding region runs from base 73 to 1632 and encodes 519 amino acids. Gene Ontology annotation, cellular component: cytoplasm.